This is a messenger RNA of Cetraspora pellucida, 656 nucleotides long. NCBI's taxonomy places the organism in Eukaryota, Fungi, Glomeromycota, Glomeromycetes, Diversisporales, Gigasporaceae. The record is from the annotation of a GenBank genome assembly.
AUAUUAUAAUUAUUGACACACCAACUAGUCCAGUCGUCACUGGUUCUUUAAUUACAAUCACUUGGGGGAUUGCUGGUACCAUUUCAACAAAACCCUAUGUCUUGGAAAUCAGCAAUAUUGAUACAAAAAUAAGCAAGUCAAUAAAUAAUCCAGUGAACCUUGAAGUCUAUUAUACACAAUGGGUAAUUAACGUUGAUCCAGGAACGUAUAAAUUUGUCAUUCACGACAUCGAUAAUGAUGUUACCUGUUCGUCUGGUACAUUCACUGUUAUAUUAGUGUCUCCAACAUAUCCACCUUCCUUAAAUUCACCAAAUACUCCGCCUCAAAUAUCUCAAAUACCUCAAAAUUCUCAAAUAUCUCAAAUACCACAAAACUCUCAAAUAUCUCAAAUACCUCAGGCCUCUCAAAUAUCUCAAGCUAUAGCUACAAUUUAUUCUUCUACUAUAACUACAGUUCAAACUCGUUCUCUACCCAACAUACCUUCUUCUAAAACUGGUUCAUUCAGUCCUGGAAUUAAUCCUAUUCAUACUGACACAAGUAAUUCAAUUAAAUCUGUGAAUAUUCUGGGUUUUAUUGGUAUAACAGCCGGUGUAAUUGCUGGAAUUAUGUUAAUAACGACUGGCUCCAUAAUGUUAGCAAGGAGAAGAAGUCUUUAA